Armigeres subalbatus is the source of this 1916-nucleotide messenger RNA. RefSeq lists its product as uncharacterized. The record is from RefSeq and is a predicted model, not a curated record. The transcript has 4 exons. Bases 1 to 1074 code for a protein of 357 amino acids. Lineage: Eukaryota; Metazoa; Arthropoda; Insecta; Diptera; Culicidae.
AUGGCUAUUCGCCUGGUUGACCCCAAGCUCCAUAUCUGGUAUCAACCCUCAAUUCACCGUGACGCAAAUGGCAACAAAGUAAAAUUGGGACGUGUUGCGAAAGGAUGUUUAUACGAUCGAAACAACAACUGUCUUACCGGUAAUAACACGGUGAAAAAGCUCACGAAAACCUCGCCGUUGUGCUCCGUUCAUCAGGAAAAUUCGUCUGUGCCACUCGGAGAAAGCAUCACUGAAGCAGCAGUUACUGCGUACGAGGAAACAAAGAGGUGGUUCAAGCACCAUCACGACGAAUGGGAAGCAGUAAAAAAGCGUUGGACGGCAACCAGUGCGAUUCGUUUGUAUGAAAUAGGCAAACAGAAACAGUCGUCGUUUCAGUGCAUUUUGGAAGAGUAUCCGGUGCUACGAUCAUGUGAUGGUUACCAGCUUGUUAAAAUAGACUUCUGCCAGAAAUAUCCUGCAAAAUCGGAUCUACUAUUUAAUCGUUUCCUGGAUUUCCGCACCCGUGCACAAGUGGUUUUCUGUAGCGAAGCGUCACCGCAGUGCAAACCGCUGUGUGAUUUCCUACAGGAAAAUUUAACUGAUGAUUCACGUGAUUGCAUAACAACGCUGCUUAUCUUCUACAUCUGGCCAAGUACAUUCAUGCGCCUUCCAAACGGAACAAAGUGGAAGCCAUCCCACCGGGAAGUGGCUGAAAGUUCCAUAAUCUUCCUGAAAUCUUUAAUCGACUUUGAGACAGAACUGUCACGGCUCAGCAAUCAGAACAGGAAAAGAGGUUUGCCCGACUAUCCCGUUAUUGUCGUAGUCGGGGAGGGAAUCACGAGUGUUGGCCAAUUCUUCGUAUGUUUCAAAGAUAUCGCGUAUAAAGCUGAGACCUUUUUAAAAGCUGUGGACAUAACCUUUAAGAUCUACACUGCUUAUGGAAUAACGUUCCCACCAGAGGCAACAGGGCCUUGGCAGUUUAUUGCAAGCUAUUUAUACGACUUUGAAAUACCUGACGACUGCCAUAGAGCCAGGAUCCUCACACUCACAUCAACCCUUCGUAAUCACCUCACUCCAGCGUUGGCUUCAACAUGAUCACAUGUUUCAUUCCCGGCUGCAGCUGGAAGGCAACGUGCCCAGCACUUUACAGCUUGCACCUACGACGACUGCAUGAGCCGAUCGAUGUUUAUACGUGUUCGGAGCAUAACUGUGGAAGAAGAUUCAAUGUGAGAUGUUCUUAUAUUAAUCACAUUAAAAAACAUAUGAGAAAUAACGUUGAGAGUAGAAAGCAUAGAGAACAUAGGAUCACUGUAGGUGAAUUGAAUCCAAUAGAAUUUGAAACAGAUAAUACUAAUGAUACUAUAAGUACAAUAGAAGUCGUCGAACAAGAAGAGAAAGAUGAUCAAAAUGAACCGAGAGAACUAAUAUGCAUUGAAAAGCUAUCGCAGGAAUUCGGUCGUUUGAGUGUAGGAUUCAAUUUGAAAUGGUUAAACAAAAGUUCUGUUACUCGUAAGCUAGUUUUUGAAUUUCAAGAAGAUGUCCGUGACAAUAUUUUAAAGCCAAUUCAGGAUGUCGUAGAAAUAAUGUCUGAGUCGGGGCUCAUUUCGACGUUAGCAAAAAAUGCUUUAUCUUCAAUGUUUUCGAUGUUUUCGAAUGUACAAUCAGAAUAUUAAUUCGUUCGUCAAUUAAAAGCAAUGCAACUGUAUGAAGAUCCCAUUAUCUUUACUAUCAGUAAUGAGUUGAGACCAGGAGUGAUUCACCAUAAACUUGAUAUGAUCGCUGAUGAAGUGAAAGGUGUUCUUAUGCCAAUUUGCUUCCAACUGAAGAAAUACUUGGAAUCUCCAAACAUGCUGGAUACAAUAAUUAAAAAUCUAAAGCCAUCUCAAGAUGGGGUAAUAAAGUCAUUGAUUGAUGGCCAAAUAUGGUCAGAAAAAGUG